AUGGAGACCAGCACCAUGGAUCUCUCUAGACUCACCCGCCCGGCAAUACUUUGCCAGUGUUCGCGAUGCUUAAGCUCUCUAGCAGUUCUUGAGAACGAAUGGGUGAAACUGUCGAACUCAUAUUCGGUUGUUUCUGGCUGGCUUAGCAUCCAACUUCACCGUCUCGCAAUUUCCAGCGAAAAGAAGCAGAUUCCGCAGUCGUCCGAGUUAAGCAUACGUGGUCGCAUUGUUCAGGAGAUAGGAUGUAAACUUUGCCAACAGAAACUGGGGGUCCUGUGCGCUCUGGACAAUGGCCCGAAUGUCUUCUGGAAGUUAUCGAAAGUCUCGUUACUCGAGAUCGUCACGAUGCGCACGGUAGAGCCGACAUUCAAAGACGGAGAUAGAGUGCUCGAGGAUCUUUUGUUUCCCAGACCCAAAACACUGGGAGUGGAUGGGGCAUCCUCUCAUGCAGGGGCUUUAGUGGCAAUGAACGCCGGUGAAGUCGACAACUACGAUGUGUCUGUAGAGCAUCAGAUCCAGCGGCAAGGUCUAAGCCUCGAUCAUAUUUCCAGCUCUGUUAGCAAUCUGCACGAUACGAUGCACGAGUUGAAAAAUGCCUUUACUUCUAUGCGUAUCGAAUUGAAUGGCCCGAGUCGUUUUCCGAACGAGCAUGAUCUUGCGAAUUCCGAUUUCAACAUGGUGACAACAGUGCUGAAAGAACUGAAAUCGAAGGCGGAUGAGAUCGAGAAACUGAAGCUCGAGAUUGAGGCCUUGAAAUUCCGCAAUCGUUAUGUGGAGGAACACACGAGACAGGCGCUCCCAACUUUGACCGUUGAAGCACCACUUCCAGAAGUCGCAACUCCGGGACUCCUUAGGGAGGGCAGGAAACGACCCUUCCCCUUUCCAGAUCACUACCAGGGUGGCCGUGAAAGGCCUGUUGCGGAUUCUUUUGAUGAUGAUGGCGAUGAAGAAGACAGCAUGAUCAAUUUCUCUUUGGGGGAGACUGACAUGCCCUCUGUUAAAAUUCCACUAAAGGGCAAUGGAACAACAGCGGAACCAACGCCUGAUCCUACGUCUUCAAGGUCUCCCAGGCUUCAGAUUGAAGUUAACAACCAAAUGAAUGAGACCCCGCAGUCUCUCUCGCUAGAUCAACCCUCAUCGAAACGACCGCGUCUCUCGUCAAGUGGGAACUCGGGCCCCAACAAGAGGGCCAGAGGCCGUCCUCCUCGGAAGUCAAUCAGUCAGACCACGCAACCUGCCUCAGUUUCAAAUUCGAAGCCGGCCUCGGUGCCCGAGCAAGAUAGCAACCCUCAACACUCUACUCCAAGCAGCCACCAGGGGACUCUGGAUACCCGCCCAGCGCGGUCUAGCAGUCUGCGCAGCCGCUCGCGAGCCCGAUCGCCAAAUUCAAGAAACAGAUUGUCCACAGACAACCCACAGCAAAACAAAAACACUUCAACGGACAGCAGAAACCAGCCCACGGUCGAACUAGACAAAGAAAACCCUCAUGUCGAAGUCCAUGAAUCACAACAUAAUGGUGGGAAAGUGUCCAGGGUUGAAAUGAACGAGAAACGUAAGACGCAGACCGCAACGCGAGAUAACUUGGCAAAGCUAGCCAUGCAGCGCGAAGAAGCUAUGGAUACCGGGGAUAUCCGAUAG
Messenger RNA from Aspergillus versicolor CBS 583.65, 1638 nucleotides. RefSeq lists its product as uncharacterized. The record is from RefSeq and is a predicted model, not a curated record. Lineage: Eukaryota; Fungi; Ascomycota; Eurotiomycetes; Eurotiales; Aspergillaceae. Bases 1 to 1638 code for a protein of 545 amino acids. The transcript is spliced from 2 exons.